AUGGCCCAGAGCUCAGCAGAUGCCAGUGUCUUCGUGGCAAAUUAUGUGUCUGUGCAGAGCAACGAGGUGGUUCCAGAUGAUGACGAGAUGGAUAACUUUUUGCCAGACGCCCACUGGACCGCUUCGCGGGAACUGUCUCCAGCACAGGACGUCACAGCCAGCCUCCUGGGGGGGCUGCCCACUCACUCCCCAGGGGCUGUGCUGACGCCAUCCUUACCUGUUAUUGCUUCACACAACCAAGCGGUGGCCUCCACCUGGCACCGCGCCAUACAGCCACCCCCAACGGAAGCUGAAUCCCCCAGUCCUUCUAGCCCGUCUCCGUCAGUGUUUUCCAGUUCCGAGGGCUUGGUUCCAACUCCCAGCAGGAAUUUGGUGCUCUAUCCCACCGACACGUUUGGACACUGGUCAAGCAGGCCUUUGACUGAGGUUGUGGCUUCAGUCACGCUGGGUGCAGGAGCCCUCCCCUUGAGUUCUCCGUCUCCAGUGACCGAGACGGCAGGCCAGGGCCUCACUCAACAACCAUUUUUCUCCUUAGGGGAGGCCACGCAGCUCCCCGAGCAGGUUCUGGGAGCGAGCACAGAGCAUGGCUACGCUGAGGUAACCACUGCUUUGCAUCAGGGUCUCCGAGGCACUGUUGCUUCACGAACGUACCCAACUCUACAAGUCUCAGACGCAGCCCUGGAUUUCAGCAACAGCACAGACCCUGCUUUGUUCUCGUCUCCUCUUGCAUUUGUACCCUUUUCUGCUCCGUCAGCUGAUGUCUCAGAUCACCUCUUUCUUCCCAGCAAAGCCAGUGAAACGUCUGAAUUGCUUGUCAGCUCAGCGGCCCCCACCCGUGUGGCUGACACGCCUGCCCUGAGCCCCACGCCUUUGUCUGGACAGCACGUAUGGUGUGUGUCCUGCCGUCUGUCUUCACCUUGGCAAGCUCUGUCCUCGAGCCUUGUGGAGAAAGACAUGGGCUCGGGGGAUGGCCCUGAGACCUUGUCCUUGGCCAUAUUGGAAGCCAGCAGCCUUGUUCCACCAGGCAUCGUCGGAACAACUGACUUCUCCGAAUUUGAGGAGAAUCCUCAAGAAUUCAAUACGCUUUUCCCCUCAAGACCUGUAGUUUCACUUUACUCUCCAUCCAUGGGGGUCUCAGGCCUGAGCGUUGGCACCUCAGCUGAGGUGGACAUGAGUAGUACUGUUUCCACACACACGUCUCCUCCCCAUGACCACCCUUCUGUCGCCGUGUCACCUGAGACCUCGUCCUUCAGCUUCUCCUCGGUUGUGGAAACGGAAUUCAUGUCAUCCAGUGUAGCAGCUGUGUUUCCCUCAGUCCUCGCCAGCGUGCUCCUUGACUCAUCUUUCUCCAUCACAGUAAAUAAAAAUGUCCCAUCGAUUGCUAUCACAGACCCAAACCUUUUCACGCCCUAUAGUUUGGUUCCCUCAGUAGAUUCUUUGCUUUUCUCUGACCGAGAACCACCCAGGUUUUCCCAACACAAAACAGGAAGCACUUUGGAUUUUGCACCCAGCCUUUUCUCAGCGCCUCCGCUGGAGUUCAGCAGCUUGGUGUCUUCGCCCUCAGAAGUGCUGGCGUCGGCGUCGGCGUCUGUGGUGUCGAGCGAUUUGUCGAUGUUCGUUGCUCAGGCGUUUUCUUCGUUGGUGGAGGCAUUUACAUCCUCUGCCUCUGUCCACUGGCAGUCGCCUCCAUUGUCUGUUCCUAAUUCCACACGCCUUGGGUUUUCCCAGCUCUGGCCAAGUUCGGAUCCUCUUUCAAAUACAUUCACUUUUCUUCCUGGCUUCUCUGAAAUGAGGCCACUGUCGAGUUUCCUGUCCGAUUCCUUCAAGCUUUCUGAAGUGUCAGCAGUUUUGCCGACAGACUCGGAUGUUCAUUUUACCUCAGCUUUCACAGAAACUACCUCCUGUUUCGAGUUCUCCCUCAUUUCCCGUGAGUCUGCAGUCACCACACUGGCACCCUCUAGUUCUGAGUCUGUCUUUGACUUUGUGAUUGAUGGGACUCACUUCACAUCACUGUUGACUGCUUCUCUUACUCCAUCCACAUCAACCGAGUUGUCUCUGUUUUUGACUCCCACGCCUCCUGACUAUGACAUCAUGCUGGCCCGAAGAGCCGUGCAGGAGUACAUCAUCAUGGCCAUCAAAGAAGUGCUGCGCGUCCACUUCAACCGGGCCGUGGAGCUGAAGGUCUAUGAGCUAGCCCCUGACUUCACUUUCCUGGUGACAUCCAGCCCUUUCAUCUACACGGCAAUAUCGGUCAUAAAUGUGCUCAUCAGUAGUAAGCUUGUGCGUGACCAGACUCCUCUGAUCCUCUCUGUGAGACCUUCCUUCUUUGUGCCCGAUUCCAGGUUCCAAGUCCAAACAGUACUUCAGUUCGUGCCUCAGAGCGUGGACACCGGCUUCUGCAACUUCACCCAGCGCAUCGAGAAGGGCCUGCUGAUCGCGCUCUCAGAAGUGAGGCAGCACCACCUGGGCACCUAUAACCUCACGGUGCAGAUCCUGAAUGUCACUGUGGGGCCUUCGAGGACGGCCCCCCGGCGGGGCCCUGUGAAUAUCGUCUUUACCGUCAGGAACUCGCAGGGGUUUCUCAACGGCUCGGAAGUCAGUGAGCUGCUCCGGAACUUGAGCGUGGUGGAGUUCAGCUUCUACCUGGGCUACCCCGUGCUGCAGAUCGCCGAGCCCUUCCAGUACCCCCAGCUCAACUUGUCUCAGCUGCUGGAGUCUUCCUGGGUCAGAACAGUCCUCCUGGGUGUCUUCGAGAGGCAGCUGCAGAAUGAAGUCUUCCAAGCGGAGAUGGAACGCAAGCUGGCCCAGCUGCUCGGCGAGGUUCUCUCGAGGAGGCGGAUGUGGAGACGGGCCACCGUGGCCGUGGGGAGCAGUGUGGUGCAGGUGGUGAACGUGUCCAGGCUGGAGGGAGACGACCACCCCGUGCAGCUAAUCUACUUUGUGGAGGAUCGAGACGGAGAGAGACUCAGUGCGGCCAAGUCCUCAGACCUGAUCAACAGGAUGGACGUCCAGAGAGCCGCCAUCAUCCUGGGUUAUCGGAUCCAGGGCGCCAUUGCCCAGCCCGUGGACUGGGUGAAGAGGCCGUCCCCAGAGACGCAGACCAGCAACCUCUGGGUCACCGUGGGCGUGGUCAUCCCGGUGCUGGUGGUCAUGGUGAUCGUGGUGAUCCUCUACUGGAAGGUGUGCCGCACAGACAAGCUGGACUUCCAGCCUGACACUGUGGCCAACAUCCAGCAGCGCCAGAAGUUGCAGAUUCCUAGUGUGAAGGGCUUCGAUUUUGCCAAGCAGCACCUGGGCCAGCACAAUAAAGACGACAUAUUGAUCAUCCAUGAGCCUGUGCCCCCGCCAGGACCUGUGAAGGACCACACACCCCCGUCCGAGAACGGAGACGUGCCGAGCCCCCAGGCCAAGGUCCCCUCCAAGAGCCUCCGCCACAGAGGAAGGGUUUCACCCUCGGAUGCCGACUCUACCGUCAGUGAGGAGUCCAGCGAGCGGGAGGUGGGAGAUAAGCCCCCCGGAGCGGUCAGCGAUGGCAGGCCCUCCCGCGGGCCCCAGAGCGGGCCGCCCCCUCCCAGCUCGGCUCCCGAGCAGCCCUCGUCGGCCUCCAUAUUCGAGCACGUGGACAGGAUCUCUCACUCGGCAGAGGCCGGCCGCCGCGUGCUCAGUAAGAUCCAGCUCAUUGCCAUGCAGCCCAUCCCGGCUCCUCCGGCCCAGCUGCCUGCGCUGGGCGAGCGCGUGGUGGAGACCAACAAGAUGAACAAGGAGAUUCAGACUGCGCUGAGGCACAAGUCCGAGAUCGAGCACCAUCGGAACAAGAUCCGGCUCCGCGCCAAGCGCCGCGGGCACUACGAGUUCCCGGUGGUGGACGACCUGUCCUCUGGGGACACCCGGGAGCGCCACCGCGUGUACCGCCGUGCACAAAUGCAGAUCGACAAGAUCCUGGACCCCACGGCCAGCGUGCCCUCCGUGUUCAUAGAGCCCAGGAAGAGUUCGCGGAUAAAGCGUUCUCCCAAGCCACGGCGGAAGCACCAGGUCAAUGGGUGCCCCACGGAUGCCGAGAAGGACAGGCUCAUCACCACAGACAGCGAUGGCACCUAUAAGCGGCCCCCCGGCGUGCACAACUCAGCCUAUCUCGGGUGCCCGUCUGAUCCCGACCUCCCAGCGGAAGCCCGGACACCAUCCUCCACCGAGCUGGGCCGGUACGCUGGCUUGCCCUUCCCGGCUUCGCAGUACAUCCCGCCCCAGCCGUCGAUCGAGGAGGCCCGCCAGACCAUGCAUUCCCUCCUGGACGACGCCUUCGCCCUCGUGGCUCCCAGCAGCCAGCCGGCCAGUGCUGUAGGUGCUGGCCCCGGGCUCCCUGCCGGACUGCCUGUGAAUAGCACCCCUUCCCGGGAAGAGCGGAGAGCCACACAGUGGGGGUCCUUCUACAGCCCGGUGCAGACGGCCAACAACCCAUGCAGCGGUGUGGCUUCAUUUGGGUCCAAACCGUUCAAGGUCUUGGCUGGCCACCUGAGCAUCCAAGGGGUCCUUGAAGUAUGGGAGCACAGGCCCAGCUUUGGCCCCGCUUUGCUGCCGUCCUCGGACCUGGAGCCCGCCGAGCCCGCGCAGCCGCAGGCCGAGGCGCCCUUCCCCGCGCGCGCCAUCUACGCAGAGGAGGUGGCGUCGGUGGCCCGGCCCCGGCCGGUCGGGGGCACCACAGGCUCCCAGAUCCAACACCUCACGCAGGUGGGCAUCUCAAGCAGGGUUGGUGCUCAGCCUGGGGAGGCUCCACCAGGCCGGGGCAGCCAGUAUGGGGGGCCAGGAUGGACGGCAUACGGGGAGGACGAAGCCGGGCGGAGAGAGGCUACCCAUAUGAUUGGCCAUCAAGAAUAUUCUCCACCGCUGUUUCAGGUGCCAAGGACUUCAGGCAGAGAGCCUCCCGCCCCACCCAGGAACCUCCCUCACAGGGCUCUGCAGGGCCCCGGGCUGCCUUAUGCCGCCAGCUCCAGUGAGGAUCUGCAGCCCGGCCACUCAUCCACGUCUCUCAUCAAAGCCAUCCGCGAGGAGCUCCUGCGGCUCUCCCAGAAACAGACCGCUGUGCAGAACUUCCACAGCUGA
Orycteropus afer afer is the source of this 5097-nucleotide messenger RNA. The record is from RefSeq and is a predicted model, not a curated record. NCBI's taxonomy places the organism in Eukaryota, Metazoa, Chordata, Mammalia, Tubulidentata, Orycteropodidae.